Volvox carteri f. nagariensis is the source of this 1125-nucleotide messenger RNA. RefSeq lists its product as uncharacterized. NCBI's taxonomy places the organism in Eukaryota, Viridiplantae, Chlorophyta, Chlorophyceae, Chlamydomonadales, Volvocaceae. The transcript is spliced from 8 exons. The coding region runs from base 1 to 1125 and encodes 374 amino acids. The record is from RefSeq and is a predicted model, not a curated record.
AUGAAUCAGGGCGGCGUGUGGUAUAAAGCACCGUAUAAAUUGCACCGGAAGGAGCCAGCUGUACACCAAAAGGGCGCGCAGCUUGAAUGGCGGUUUAGAAGCCAUAGCGCGCUACGGCAGUUGCCAAAAGCGAGUAUGGAGGCCGUAGAGCGGGACAUUCGGAGGGUUGACAAGGAGAUAAAGGCCGUUGGGAAACAGAUAACGGCUUGCAAGGAUAGUAAGACAUUACAGAUUUUGUGGACGGAGAAACAGCAGCUCCGAGAGGAGAAGAAGCAGCUCCGAGACGAGAAGAAGGAGCUGCUUCCUCUCCUCCGUAAGCAGGAGCAGCAGCUCCGUAAGCAGGAGAAGCAGCUCGGUGAGCAGGAGAUGCAGCUCGCUUGUUCUGCAGCAGUUCCGGACAAGAAUGUGACAUGCUUCUUUGCUGCACUGCUUAACAUGGCAGUGCCGGAUGCUGGCAAUCUGCUCACUCUGGGCAGUGAUGUGUUCCCACUGCAUAAGGAAAGCAGGCAGCUGUAUGUUCGCGAGUGCUAUCCGGAGCUCUUUAAAGCCAUCUAUGAGUACAAGAACAAGAAGCAUGUUGUUACUGGGACACCUGGGAUUGGCAAGAGCUUCUUCUUCUACUACAUGGUGUUGCAGCUGCUGCACAGCCCAUCACCACCACCCUUCAUCCUUUGGGAGCACCUCGGAAAUCCUGGCCAAAUGUGGUGCUACACGCAUGAGACAGGCCAGGUCCGUCACUCCAGCAGCCGCAUGACCUUUCAACAUGAGUUUGAGAACCGUGAUACCUGGUACUUUGCCGAUGGAGUGCAGCCAAUAACCACCACUGCGGUGCACACAGUGCUGAUAACCCCACCCGUGUAUAAGACGUCCAAGGAGAUGGAGAAGGAAGGCGCCAGUGUGUGGUACAUGCCUGUCUGGGAGUAUGACGAGCUGCUUGACUGCCGCAGCAAGAUGUAUGAUGAAGUCCCGGAGGCGACCGUGGAGAACCUGUACCAGUGCUAUGGUGGCGUGGCACGGUAUGUGCUGCAACAUCCAUUGCUGCACCCGAAUGCGAAAUUGUGUAAGCUUCUGGAGCCGCUGGUCAACGCGAUACAUACAUGUGUAACGACGCAAAUGCCAAUCUGA